AAUCUCAUUCCCCUCCCCCGCACGGUCCCGUUUCUACCUGACGGGAGAGUUUUUCAAAGGCAACAAGUUCUGAUAAUCCUAUGAUAUACAUAUUACAUUGUUCUUCUUUUUUUACCCUUUUGUCCUAAACUUAAGUAGAAGUAUCUGGCUCGCCAUCUGGAUGCCAGACACGACUCAGUACUGGAACCUGGAGGGCUGUUUUUCUCGUCAGAGUCAUCCGGGAAUAACAAGGGCGAAAAGCGAAGAAAAUAAGCUGCGUGUUGUUUUCUUUAUGCUACUACGAGAAUUCAUGUCGCGCUAUUUUCCCACGAUCAUCUGUCGUUUGACGAUAAUAUCUGCGCUCCUGCUGACCAGAGAAACGAACAGUGGAAGUGUGACAGUGGUUCAAGGAGGCACUGCUAUCUUACCGUGCCAAAUCAUCCACACUGAUGAUGAUUUGACACAGAUUACCUGGCAGAGGACAACCAGAGAAAAACCUCAUAAUGACAAUUUUAUCACUAUCCAACCAAGGGAAGGACCACGGUUUGUCAAUGGACAUGAUGAUCGAUUUAAGUAUAUCGGGAAUUUUAACAACAAAAUUGGAACCCUCCAGUUAUCCAGUGUUGCACUGAAGGAUGAAGGCAGCUACACAUGCAUCUUCACAUUGUUUCCCAGUGGAAAUCAGAAGACUGAGAUACCUCUUAUAGUGAUUGUGCCUCCUUUCACAAGUGUCAAGGACAACCUUCCGACUUUGGGCACAGAAGAGGUUUUAUUUGCUACCUGCACGGCUGCUGGAUCGAAGCCUCCUGCUGAGGUGAGGUGGCUCACUGAUGCUUUGGGAGAAAAAGUGAGGACGACAACAAACUCCAUCAAGUAUGACAACGGUACGACUACCACAGUCAGCUCUCUGUUUGGCGUACCUAUGAGAGAGAUUAAUGGUCACCAGGUCCAGUGUGUCAUUAGCGGUGACUCCCUGUCUACAGAAGAAACCCUGCCCUUCACCAUACAGAUCUACUUCUCUCCCACAGAAGUGAACAUUACAGUGAUUUCAGAGGGCUCAUUUGAGUGUUUGACAGAAGCCAACCCAAGUGCAAAUAUUAUCUGGAGCAGAUCUGGCAAGUCUUUGCUGCAGUCUGCUGUCAGAGUGGAGGGUGCAAAACUACAACUGCUGAGUCUAAACUCCGAUCUAAAUGGCCUCUAUCAGUGUGAAGCAACUAACGCAUAUGGAAGUAAACACGGUCAGCUCUAUGUGCAUGUGGCAUCAGGAGCAUGCUCUGCUGCUUGGGCCUUAUUUCUUGUUGUGCUUUUCCUGAAUGUCAUGGGGACUGCAGCAUGGUGCUUUUAUAAAUCUGGACAUUUACAAAGGUUUUGUUGGCAGAAUUUCUCAGGAAAUGAAGCAGCAGAUGGGAGAGCAGAGCAAGAACAGCAAGGAGAACAUCCUCUGACAGCUGUGGGCGCAUGUAAUGGACCACAUCUGGACUGAAGGCUCCACCAGCGUGUUCCAGGGUCAGCUGGUAGAUGAACAGAUGAACAGGUGGUACUUUUAUAUUCCUGAAUCAAUUUUUUUUAAUUCGUAUAUAUGAAUGUUUCCGUCUUGCUGUUACUAUACCUUAUACUUGCAGUAAUUACAGUAGUUUAAAAGCAAAACAUUGUUAAUUGACUCCCACUCUGCGACGGCACUUUGGAUGUGGCUUUAACUGCCUGUUCCUUUGUUUUCAUGUGUAACAACUUUAAUGGCACUUGAGAGCUGUGCUUGUGUUUCUACCAAGAGUUUGAACUGCUUUCAUCAGAAGCUGUAUUAAUGUAGUUACUGUAAAUUCAUUUGUUUAUUUUUCCACCACCUGAAUAUUAGUAUGUCCCUUCAUUAAGGGUAACAAUGUUAAUGUUACAUUUUAAGUUUACAAUCUAAUGCAAGGACACAAGUUCUGACAUAUCAACCAUUCAUAUGUAACAACAGAUGUAUAACCAGUAAACCACAGAAGCCCAUGCAGACAGUUCAAUACAGCACUCAGAAAGCACAAACAUUCACACCAGACUCAGAAAAGAGGUUGGUUGGGAGCACCUCUGCCCAUAACUUGCAGCCACUGAGCUGCAAUUUAAACUAUGGAGCCUCCUUCCUGGUUUCUUUUCUUUUCUUUUCCUUUUUUGUCACAUUGAAAUGUUUCAGAUCAUGAAACAAAUUUAAACACUGGACAAAGAUGACACAAAUAAACACAAAAAGCAGUUGCUAAAAUAAAGUGUUUGUUAUUAAGCUAAGCUACUAACCUAAACCUAAUAACUGUUUGGGCCACCCUUAGCAGGAACAUCUGUAAUCAAGUCUUUGUGUUUCCUUGUGUUAUUUUUUGUCUAAUAUUAAAACUUGUUUGAUGAUCUUAAAUAUUUAAUUGUGACAAACAUACAAAAAAUAAAAAAUUAGAAAGCAGGCAAACACUUUUUCAUACAACUGUAGAUUUAGCACUGUCUGUCAAGCUUGAUUUAAGAAAUACGUGCUUGAAGUUUAAGAAUAUGUAUAGCGACAUCAUGUCCUAGUACAGAUCAUUAUGUCACCGGGUUCUGUCAAGGUUAGCUAACAUAAGCUAACCUAAGGCAAUUUGUCGCAACCAACCAGCCAACUCAUUGAUGUAAUAUUCUGUACUGGCACAAGUUGGCGCUAAUCAAAAACUUUAACUGUAAGCACUUAUUUCUUCAAUCCAGACUGACAGUCAGUGUUAAAUCUAUGUCAGUUUUUGAGAGCAGGGCUCCAUGAUGUAAAUUAGACUCUAUGAAUGUAGUGUUUCAUGUGCACUUUAAAACAGUGGUUCAAAAACUGUUGGGCAUACCCUGCUGGAAGUCAUUGCUGUAAAACCAUGGAUCACCAGGGUGGGUGAGGGGGGUUGGGGACUGAGGUGAAAUGAAGGUAAACAUAUGUUUUUGUAUGUUUGGUUGUUGGUUGAUUAAAUGUAAAUGUAAACAAAACAACAGAAGUCUGAUUAUGUGUAAAUGCUGACCUUUAACAUUAUAUCAUCUUGCACAUUGCUGGUUGUUAAUGACUGAUGACAGAAACUGCACAAGGAUUAAACUUUAAGAGUUAGGGCAUGGCAGAAGAUGUUUGAGAACCACUUUCCUAAAGCAUUACACAGUUGGGCUUGUGUGUGUAAAGCUUUCUAUCACAAUUACUUUUAUAUCAUAUAUCUCACACUGGAGUUUCAAAUGUGGCAGCUUUUUGUAAAACAUUAAAUCAUUAAAGCAUGCUGUUUGUUCUGUAUAUUAAAUGGAUCAUUCUACAUGUACAUUACUUUUUAAUAUGUUCUUUAAUGAAAAUUUUAAAAUGGAAGUUUGUUUUUGAAUUGUUUUUAUUAUUUUGUGAAACAUUACUGAUUUUUAUGUAAUCUAUUUCACUGUUGUCUGCAACAUGUGAAAAAAACUAAAUGUGUGCCCUAGUUUCAUUUAUUCUUCUAAAGUAAUGUACCAGCAUUAUUUCCUUUGUAUAUGUGUUUUAAUCUAUUUAGUGCUUCUACACUCUGAUUUAUAUUUGUUGUACAUUUUGUGGAGCACCUCUCACAUAAAUGUGUUUUGAAAAUGG
Messenger RNA from Oreochromis aureus, 3541 nucleotides. RefSeq names its product nectin-2-like. The transcript has 8 exons. The record is from RefSeq and is a predicted model, not a curated record. Gene Ontology annotation, biological process: homophilic cell-cell adhesion; heterophilic cell-cell adhesion. Gene Ontology annotation, cellular component: adherens junction. NCBI's taxonomy places the organism in Eukaryota, Metazoa, Chordata, Actinopteri, Cichliformes, Cichlidae. Bases 161 to 1462 code for a protein of 433 amino acids.